Messenger RNA from Photinus pyralis (common eastern firefly), 1385 nucleotides. RefSeq lists its product as uncharacterized. NCBI's taxonomy places the organism in Eukaryota, Metazoa, Arthropoda, Insecta, Coleoptera, Lampyridae. The coding region runs from base 425 to 1339 and encodes 304 amino acids. The record is from RefSeq and is a predicted model, not a curated record. The transcript has 8 exons.
AGCUGUCGAGCUAAAACUCUUGGCGUAGUAAACCAUAAAAGUAAGGCGAAAUUGGUAUUUUUUAGAUCUGAAAAUUUUCGUAAUCUAUUUCGAUAUCCAGACUCCCUCCUUGUUUAUGUUAUGUCUUUUACGUGCAACUACCCUUUGUUCAGUUUUACAUAAACCCAAGGAAGCGAAUUUCAAUUUUAAUUAGCGAAUAUCUAAAUAAAUAUAGCAACAUAUACUUACAAGCGUUAAUAUUUAUUUUUCAUAUUGCGUUAGGAAAACGUAAUAAAAUAAAUAUUAUGUGUACUGAAGGCAUACGUACAAACUACAUCACAUUACCUCAUGAAAUGAUCUUGGCAAGGGACGUAAAGGGUAAAAACAUAACAUUUUACCUUGAAUGAUACAAAACUCAUCGAGGAAACCAUGGGUUGGUGAUUAGAUGAUCAUGAAGAAGAAAUGUUUAAUAUCAAUCGUGGUGUUCUCGUUUGGAUGUCUCUCGGGCAUCUCCCCUGCACCACCACGAUUUCGUUUAUUUCCAUCGGUCGGCGUAGCUUUAUCAAAAUUUGCAAACAACACGAUCGAUGUCUUACACGGUGUAACUGGAGUGGUACAAGGAGGCCUCAACAUGGGGCAUUCGAUUUUAAAUAAAAUUGUUGGGGACAACGGAACCACAGGAGAGAAGAUUAUACGCCUUUUAAAUGAGUUUAGGAAAUACAUGCAAGCUGGUAUUCCAGAAUUCGGAAUACCCAUCCUAGAACCAUUAACUAUUGAAAGGAUUGAGAUUAACAUUACUUCAAAGAACGUGGGAGUGGUCACUGGCCAGAUGAAGAAUGUUGAAAUUCGUAGACUAUCUGAGUUUAAUGUAGACUACGUCAACUGGGAUUUCAAACACCAUCUAACACUCAACCUUUCUUUUCCUCAAAUUGAUGUUGAAGGACAAUACGCUAUAAAUGCUCGCAUUUCAAAACUGGUGAGAGUAUAUGGAAAGGGUCCAUUUUGGUUAAAACUGCAAGGACUUUCUCUUGGUAUGAUAAUGAAGAUGAAGUACGACUAUAUACAUGACCCGCCAUUUUACGUAGACUCAAUGAGGCUUGGUGUCAAACUAAAAAAACUAAAUAACAAUUUUACCAAUUUAAUGGAUGAUGAAAAAUUGGGUCGUUUAUUUAACGAAGUCAUUUCUAAUGUCACACCUAAUGCACUUGACGUUCUUUGGCCAGAUUUAGAACCUGGAGUUUCAAAACAGGUUGUACAUAUCAUUAACAAAAAGUUAAAAAUAUUUCCUCUAAGUAACUUAAUUGGAAGGGUUCUAAAUAUCUUCAACUUAAAUCAAGAUGUAAUUAAUAUUAAAUUAUAAAUAAUACAACUGUAAGGUAUGUAGAAAUAUAAAUGUAUUAAAUUAG